Molecule: messenger RNA, 69 nt
Organism: Cuscuta campestris
Lineage: Eukaryota; Viridiplantae; Streptophyta; Magnoliopsida; Solanales; Convolvulaceae
Source: the annotation of a GenBank genome assembly
GUCACGGCCUACUGAGCCAUCUUAUGAAGAGCGCCGUGCAAGAUUGGAUGCAAGGAUUCGAACGCGAGA